This is a messenger RNA of Linum trigynum, 3699 nucleotides long. The record is from the annotation of a GenBank genome assembly. Lineage: Eukaryota; Viridiplantae; Streptophyta; Magnoliopsida; Malpighiales; Linaceae.
GGAUUCGAUUAGGGGUGGCAGUAAGGUUAUUUCGGGUAUAACCGAUAAUCGAUCGGUCGGUUAUCGGUUAACCGAAAUAAUCACUCCCUCUACCGAAAACCGCUCGAAAUAGGUUUCGGUUUCUCGGUUAUCGAUUAACCGAACCACUUUUAAGACAAAAAAUCAUUGUGUCCAAUCUCCGAUAACCGACCGAAAUUCGAUUACUUUGGUUACAGGUUAGUGGAUAACCGGCCGGUUAACAGAUACCCAGUAACCGAACUGCCACCCCUAGAUACAAUCACUUCAUUGGGUGAAUAUAGCAAGAACUUUGCAUGAUUAAACCUUUAUCUUAAGGGAUUAGAUAAGAUAGACCUUUACAUUUCAUAAAAAGGUCGACAAUUUGGGGGAUAAAUUUGUAUUAUCGAAAUGACCAUAAUAGUUACAGGUUUAAAUUGUUAAAACGAUUAGUUUGCUUCAGCAGCCGCCGAGCUUCCUGGCGAGCUGCACGGAAGACGCUUGUAACCUUCAUAGCAAGGGAAAGAGGUAUGACCUGAUUGGUGGUAGUAGGCACACCAUGUCGUCAGCAUCAUUGAAUUAGAGAUUCUAAUUCGCGAAUCAAUUCGAAUAGUCAAAUAGAACCCACUCGCGCUCAUGUUGCAUGUACCAUAACGUUAAAUGUACAAUUUCAAAUUGUACCCAUAAAGACAAAAAUCUAUAGCACCAAUACUCUAUAUAGCAUUGUAAAAUUCCUCUAGCGCGCAAGGAUGCAUGCAAUCAUAAUCAAUAAUUAAGUUCACGGGGCCCCUAAAUCCUCCAAUGUUUGUCUUUCCUUAACAACCUUAUCUUUAUAUUCUCCUUUGGGAUUACUUGGGCAAAACAAGAACCUUUAUUCAAUAAUUAAGGUGGCCGCCAAUCCGCUGAUGUAAGCUGAGAAGUGAGAAUCAGUCUGAUUAAUUAAAGGAUAAUUGUAAUAAGACAAAUUAAAAGCAGAACUGAAGGACGUAUGAAAAGGAAUAAUACCACACACUUCAAAGCAAUUUUGGGUUCUUAUCUUAACCCUCUCGUCAGCCGUCACCAUUUAUGUACAAAACGAGUACAAACAAGCAGCUUUUAUAAAUAAUAAUCAUUUGGAUUUUGUACCCUUCACGUAAAUUCAUAAUUUUUGAUAGGUGAAAGGAACGAGAAUUUGUUCUACCGUUAUUAUUAUUAUUAGCUUUCAAUUUGAAGGUCAUAGGAUACUGAAAUCUAUAAUGCACACCCUCUUUCUUCGCAAACAUCGUCCAAUAACAUGUCAAAUAUUUCUUAAUAACGAUUAUUUAUGUUCUAACCAUGGUUGACUAUAGUACAAUAAGAUCGUAAUAAUAUCAACUUCAUGUCCAACCAUUACAAACACACGAGCAACAUGUAUCGCUCAUCUUAAUUUUGCUAACACGCUAACCAAUAAAUAAGAACUGGCGCGUUGACGAUUAUCGACACCGUUAGAUUGGGGAACUUGUGAUCACUUGUUAGAUGUGCAUGUUAACGCAUGACAACAACUUGUGUUGUAGGGCUGAAAAAAACAAACAAAUGGGUCUCUGCAGCUCUGCUCUGCAUCGGCACGUUCUCCAAUUGGUUCUCUUUUGCAAGCAUCAGCAUUUUUUCAGGCCGUUUCUCUUUUGGCGCCGCAACUGUUUUGCAACUGAAUAUAAGAGCGUGCCCUUUCUGUAAGUUGGUUGGUUGUUCGUUAUGCACCUUUUUUUCUAGCUUCGUGGAUUCCCUUUGCCGCAGUUGCAAGAAAGAUAUCAAGUUGAUUGAGGGGGCUGUGGAUAUGGAUUACGUAACAGACAGCACUAACUGCUUUUCACACAUUCUGCAGUACGAUGGUUGUGCUUAAUUGUGCUAGCUUCUUCCUUUUGGAAGGUGUCGAAUAUUGGUUUAGCGAUGAAGCCAAUUUGGGUUAAAAAGCAAAGACAAGCUAAGUACAGCAAACAAGUUAACACAAACACCUUUUGCUUCCUUUGAUGUUGCUUCCUUCUCGAAUAUGAGCGUUUGGGAUGAGUUGUUGUUGAUGAUAGAUAAGUUCAUUUCGAAUUAAGUUUCGAGUCGUUGAUGAUGAUGAUAAGAGUUUGUCGAAUUUGAAACUAUUUGCACCAUUUCUUGUCAUUUGCUAAAAAUGGGCCCUUUUUUUUCGUUCUUUUAAUUAAUUUUUUUGAUUUAUUAUUUUUAUUAAUCGAAAGAAAACAAAAUUCAGAAAUAAAAAACAUAAUUUUUUAUGUCCUCAAAGCUGACGUGGCAGGUGAGGUGGACAUUGACUAACGGUCAACAGGUUUGACCGUCUAAUUUGACGGUCAAACCCGCCUCCAGGCCAAAUGAGGAAGUUUGCUACAUAGUUCAGGUCAGAAUAGCAAUUUUCAAUAUCACGGGCCAAAGUAGAAAGUAUGUGUAUAGUUCAGCUCAAACUAAGGUAUUAACCCUAAAAGUAUACUAAAGAGUUCAUAUUUGAUCACAUGAUUUAUGGUCCAAUUGGAUGUUUAUUUAUGAUCUAAAAGUGAAGCGAGACUAACUUCGUGUGUAUUUCAUUUGUAGAAAACAUAUCAAUUCCUAUUUUCAUCGACAUCAACUAGAUACGAAUAUUUAUGUGCUGUAUGUAGAGGUGGCAAAUGGUUUGGAUUGGUGGAUUGGAUUGGUGGAUCCAUGGAUCAAAUAGAUUGGAUCUAAUGGAUUGGUGGAUUCAUGGAUUGGAUCAAGUGGAUUGGUGGAUUAUCCAUGAAUCCAAAUGACAUCCUCAACCAAGGACCAAUAUGUAAAAUGUAAAAAGUUUAGGUACUAAAAUGUCACAAUGAAAAAUUUUAGGUACCAAAACGUAAUUUUCCAAUGAUAUUUUUAGUAUAAAAAUUAAAUUUUAAGUACCAAAAUGUAAAAAAUAAAAAUUAUAGGUACUAAACCGUAAUUUGCCAAUGAUCCAUGGAUCCAAUCCAUGAAUCCACCAAUCCAAUUGGAUUUGGAUAAAAUGGAUUGGAUUUAAAUGGAUUGGAUUAGGUGGAUAUUUUUAAUGGAUUGACGGAUUGGAUUGAAAUUGCCAACUUUAGCUAUAUGCAUGUCAAGUUACAUAGAGUGGGAGUUAUGGAAAGAACGUUACAGCGGCAAGGGAGCCAUUGGAUGUAACGACGCCGUUUGGGAAAAUUUAAUUUCUUACACGAAAAUAGAAAAUUAAAAUCUAGUGGUUGUCGACUUGCUGAGUGAAAAGAAGUGGCACAUUGCAGCUUGGGGAAAACCUCGGCUUCUAGGUUUGAGUUCGUUCAGCUCCGUUCCUGUUUCCUUGCCCGCCGGCUCUUUUGCCAUUGCUUCGCCGGAGGACCAUUGCCGCUCAGGCUGUAUAUCUCAGGUCAGUUGCUUAACUGAUUUGGAAGCUGCUUCGAUCUGCGGGGUAAAUGCAUUUUUCCGUGUCUGCUAGUCCAGGGGGUUAAAAGCUUUGUUCAUUAUCUUAUUUUCAAAAUCUUCCAAUUGGGAUUGUUCGCAGAGGAUGGAUUUUCGGAGACCCCGGCCUUCUGUUUUAGUUAAGGUUUCACUUUCGGAUUUGUUGCUUUUUAGUGUUUGGUUCAGGGGGUAUAUUGUUGCUUGAAUCAGCCUGGAGAUUGCGUUUAUCACUUAGAAAUUGGCUCUGUACCGCGAGUGUUGGAAUAUUUUAAUAGUGAAGAAGAGUCUAUGUAGGUGGGAUGAAGCUUGUUACUGGGAGAUCUU